AUGCACAGACGGAAUCAUUUGCGUGACAGUAGCGAUAGUAACAUGAUGAAAAGUAGCGAUGUAGGGAAUGGAGUCGAGGCCAUGGAUACGUUUAUGUGUUGA
Peronospora matthiolae is the source of this 102-nucleotide messenger RNA. NCBI's taxonomy places the organism in Eukaryota, Oomycota, Peronosporomycetes, Peronosporales, Peronosporaceae. The record is from the annotation of a GenBank genome assembly.